CCCCCUCAGCCCCUCUCCAGCCGCGGGCGGCGCGGAGCCCGCCUCUGCCCCAGCGCCCUCGCCAGCAGCCCGGGGAGCAGCCGCCGCGGCAGCCGGUUUAUCAACAUCUUGAAUAGUGGGUGCAAGAAUUGGACACCGUAUUCCAGUGGUGGUCGCACUGAAUACAGAGGCAAGGAGGACCUGAUCCUGCAAAGCGGUGAGCAUUCACAGCUCCAUUGAUUUCAGCAAGAGUUGCAGGGUUACAAUAUGCUCCAGUGUCUCAGGAGGCUGUCGUGUUGCUGAAGACCUGUCCUGCACAGGACUCCAGUGGAGAACUGCUUGGAACCAGGCCCCUCCAUGUUGGCACAGCAAUCCCUGCUCUUCUGUUGAGGCAUCCUGGAUGUCUCCCCUUUGUGUGCUGGAUUACUGGGCAGUAGUGCUAAAGGAUGGCUAUGUAGCUUCUUGACCACAAAGCCGACAGGUGGCGCCCUCCCCUCCCACCUCUUCCUCACCUAGGAUUUAUAGUCUCAGUCUCUCUCUCUCUCUCUCUCUCUCUCUCUCUCUCUCUUUUAAUUUCUACAGCAGGUUUUAAAAGAUUAAACAUUUUUCAAAAACAGCUCUCAAAAAUGACAAGCCUGUUCCGGCGGAGCAGCAGCAAUGGCAGCUCAAGGAACAGCUCUUCCACCCAGGAACUCAACAACAGCCGGCCCACCAGGCAGGUGCGACGGCUGGAGUUCAACCAGGCCAUGGAGGAUUUCAAGACUAUGUUCCCCAAUAUGGAUUAUGACAUUAUUGAAUGUGUUUUGAGGGCUAACAAUGGAGCUGUGGACGCCACCAUUGACCAGCUCUUACAGAUGAAUUUAGACGGCAGUGGUUAUGAUGACAGCUCGGACUCAGAUGACAGUAUUCCCCCAGAGAUUUUGGAGCGGACGCUUGAACCUGACAGUUCAGAUGAAGAGCCUCCUCCCGUCUACUCGCCCCCUGCCUAUGAUAUGCAUGUCUUUGACCGGCAGUAUCCACAAGCUCCACCAAGCCCCCCUCCCAGGAUUGAUGUACCCAAUUCCAGUGGCCCUCAGGUGCACAGACGGUACAGGAACUGGAAUCCACCAUUAUUAGGCAACCUUCCUGAUGAUUUCCUUCGCAUCCUACCCCAGCAGAUGGACAGUGUGCAGAGUUCACAAAGUUGCCAUCAGACUGUGCUGGGCGAGGGCAGCCAGAGAUCCCAGGGCUCGUUGGACCAAGAGAGGAAGUGGAAACAGUACCUGGAAGAUGAGCGAAUUGCGCUCUUCUUACAAAAUGAAGAGUUCAUGAAGGAGCUCCAGAGGAACCGGGAUUUUCUCCUGGCCCUUGAGAGAGAUCGACUGAAGUAUGAGUCAAAAAAAUCCAAGUCGACCAGUGUUGCUGUCAGUAAUGAAUUCAGCUUUUCUUCUGUACAACCAGGUGACGUAGCCCCUGUAACCAGCGAGGCCAGCAGUGCUGUGUCUGAAGAUGCCUUAUUCAGGGACAAAUUGAAACACAUGGGAAAAUCUACACGUAAGAAGCUGUUUGAACUUGCCAGGGCUUUCUCAGAGAAGACCAAGAUGAAGAAGUCAAAAAGAAAACACUUACUGAAGCACCAGGUCAUGGGGACAGCGGCUUCCACAGCUAAUCUUCUCGAUGACGUUGAAGGACACUCGUGUGAUGAGGAUUUCCAAGCAAGAAGGCAGCAGCUACACGAGGAAGAAGAGAGGCCGAAAGAAGGACAAUAAAUGAUCCCAGAUCCAUUGCCUGAACUGGGCUUUAUUUGUUAAAGUCUUAAUAAGAAGAUGGCUGCAAAGAAAAAACAAUUUCCUUGGCUUCCCCCACUAUCAUCCUUUUCUGAAGUACAAGUAUUAAAGUGAGGCACAAUUUUUUCUUCCCAGCGGGUUUGAAAACACCUCUUUCCUAUCCAGCAAAUCCAGCCAAAAAUCAGCAGCUGAUCUGAAUUUUUCUCAGUCACUGCAGUGAAGAUAAUGGAUUUCAAGCUUGUGGGAAUAAUGGCCAAUCCCUCACCCUCUUUGAUAUAAACAUGGUUUGGAUAUGAAUUAAAAACAAUAACAACAAUAAUACAUUGAAAAGCGGGGCUCUGGCUUGCGCAUUUUUAAACGUAUCACUGUAGCAAUGUGAUGUAACUUUACGCACAUAAAAAAAGACCUGAAAAAUGUUGUUUAUUGUUACUAAGAGAUAAUAAGCCAGGAUCCAGAUCAGGUAAUAGGCAGGAUAAUAUAAAUCGUCUUUUGAAAAAGAAAAGGCCUUCUCCUGGGCAUCUCACAUUGAAUUAAACCUUUGCCUCAGGCAUGAAUAAAAUUUCCUUGAACUAGACACCAAGCUGGGUCCAGUUUCUCCUCCAGUGUACCACUUCCUCUAGCUUUGUGCUGCUGCUCUUGUGAUAUUACGGUACCUUUACAGAGUAGGAAUGGGGGGUGGGGGAAGGCUGAAUUUCAAAGCUGUGUAGUUCUCACUGCUGAUCUCUGAAUUAGAACAUAUCCCACGGGUUCUCAUUUGGAUUGUUCAUGACAGUUGGCUGCUCCCUAUGUAGCAGGCAAUGAGUUUUGGCUGUCUAGAAACACUUACCAGAUUAGAUGGGAGGGGAUUGUAGCUGGGGCCUUAUUUGAUUCACCUCUGAGUUUGUACAUCAUAGGCUAAAUCCUGCUUAAUGUGAGUCUCACAGCUGACUUCAGUGGGAUCAGAAUUUGGCCUCAAGUUGAGACAUGAGUGGGUUUUCUUUAGCUGAGCCCAUAUGGUCUUGGGAGUUCUGGGCACAGACCUGAGAGCAGUUCUCAUAACAUGAAAUGAAGAGGAGAUUGGUUCAGAGCUUGCCAGUCAAUGAGAGGAUGACAUCCCUCCUCCGGGCGAGAGCUUGGAAUCUGGUGGAACAUUGUGGGGAUUAAAAGUAAUGCUCAAAUCAUUGGAAUCGAAAUGGACACUGUCAGGCUAAAAAAAAAUAGUUAAAAAAAAAUUCCUUCCCUGUGCUACAAACAGCAGUGUCAAUUACUGAAAUAACUCCCCCCAAGCAAGUUUUCUUUUCUACAUCAAUACUGUCUAUUUACUUCUAAGCUUGGGCAGUGAGAAUAGACUAGUCCGUCUCACUUUCUGGGUCCCAUGCAGUAGCACAAGUGCUGCAACGUUUGGGUGCAAAAGCAGCAGGAAGACACACCGAUCCAAGCAAUCAGUCCAACAUUUUUCAUUGCCUUUCUAUUAGGCUUUGUAACAAAAGCCCACAUUGCAGGCUUAAACUCCCUGACAGGCUCCUUUCAAAAUCUGCUGGAGAAUCUGUAUGCCUUUGAAGCAUGUGCCAAGACAGAUUCUUUUUAAAAGUUGCUGAGCAUGAGGCUCUUGUUCCAUGCACCUGGCAUUCAAUCAAACUACUCAAUGGAAACACGAAGGCAGUGGUGGGUUUCCUCGUCUGGGCCUGAGUAAUUUGAUACACUGUUCAGAACUAGUAGGGAUGAGCAAAAGUGGAUUCAGGCACACACAGCGCUUCCUUUCAGUGCAGGACUUUGAGUCUGUGUGGCACGGAGUUUCAAGAGGUUCCUGAUGAAAGGGUCCAUGUGUCUAUUGCUGAAGUGUCACAUUCUCCUGACAGAACGUGAUUUGGAUAUUACACUAACUCCUCAACUGUCGCAUAUAGUGCCCAUGACCUCCCAGUCAGAACAUGAGCUGCUACAAAUCCCAAACAGUGCAGUGGGCAAGUGCAUGGAGGCUUGAAUCAGGAUGUGGACAGCAGCUAUGCCCUGGGAUCUCAGCAACUUUUGAGGUUCUCAAAGACUAAAGAUCCUCUAAAGAUUCAAAUUCCCCCCACGCUGAGCUUGUUUUUGGUGUCUGUUCCUUUCGAAAAAUAAAUAAAAGGGAGAGGAGCAUCAAUGAGUCUUUUGGUAAAACCUCCUGAGUGGAGGAGAAAUUUGCCUGCGUCAGGGACUAGAAUAGUUUCAAGUGAGGUCAUCCGUGCUCAGACAAGAAUUCAGUGGCUUGGAAGCUUCUGCAGCACGCAGUAUAUGAGGUUCCUGGAAUAUGCUUUUGAGGCUGUUCAGAGAAAGGAAGCGACUAAGGGCCUAAUUUUGGGAGCUGCCAGGCACCCACUAGCCCCUUUGAAAUCAGUGGGUGCUACAUUGCUCAGCACCACUCAGGGUAAGGCCCCAAGUACGUGUGUCCAUACAUACGUAUUGGUUGCUAAGGGUGAAGCUGGAGCACUACCACUGGAAACAGACGGGCUUUUGGAGGAGGAGGAGGGACUUUUAUCCCCAGCCUUAGAAUUGGAAGGUCUGUUUCUCCCCCACCCCCUUUUUCCUAUCCUUAAUUGGCUCCUACUUUAAUAAGUGCUUGGCUGUUUCUCCCUCUCCUAAAGCAGCUCUGCAUGUUUGGAAGAAAAUCAAGCUUGGAAUCAGAUCAGCUUGUAAAAGUUCCAACUUCUCUUGGCUACUGAGGGCUUAACUUUGAGCUAAGUUUCCAUGAAUGCAAAAAGGCAUCAACGGCCGAACAAACAGAAGCUCAGACUCUUGCUGGUAGGAAACUGUGCUGCCUGUCCCAGCAGAAACGCAUUUUUAUAAGACAGUCUGGUCUCAAGGAAGUGCUUUGUGGAUUGGGGGGAAUGGGAAGGGAAAAAUACAAAUGCACCUGUCCCUCAGGACACACGUGUUGUAUGUUAGCAGCUGCCCCGCUGCUAAAUUAGUGCUAGGUUUAUUGAAAUCUUUUACUCCUUGGUCUCUAUCUAGAAAUCAGGUUGUGUUAUAACACAACCUUAUGGAGUCAUGUUAACUAACAAUGUGUUAACAGUCACUAUAGACAAGGACAAGGUGUGCUUAACAUUUCAUCAUCUUGUCAUGGGUAAAUCCGACUAGAACCAUAGGGUUAACCACGGCCAGCUGUCACAGUGCUUAGCACAACUUCUCCCUCUCUAUGCUGACUUCUAAGACAUUGUGUUAGUUAACAUAGCUCCCCAAGGUCAUCUUCUUAAUACAAUCUCAGGCUAUAUCUACACUUAAAAGCCUGCAGCGACACAGCUGCGGCACAGCUGGAGACUAGUCCAGAGGCGACUUAUUGCCUCAUUGUUCUAUUAGGGCCGAUCUGGAGAUCAUAGAAUCAUAGAAUAUCAGGAUUGGAAGGGACCUCAGGAGGUCAUCUAGUCCAACCCCCUGCUCAAAGCAGGACCAAUCCCCAACUAAAUCAUCCCAGCCAGGGCUUUGUCAAGCCUGACCUUAAAAACUUCUAAGGAAGGAGAUUCCACCACCUCCCUAGGUAACGCAUUCCAGUGUUUCACCACCCUCUUAGUGAAAAAGUUUUUCCUAAUAUCCAACCGAAACCUCCCCCACUGCAACUUGAGACCAUUACUCCUUAUUCUGUCAUCAGCUACCACUGAGAACAGUCUAGAUCCAUCCUCUUUGGAACCCCCUUUCAGGUAGUUGAAAGCAGCUAUCAAAUCCCCCCUCAUUCUUCUCUUCCGCAGACUAAACAAUCCCAGUUCCCUCAGUCUCUCUGUACUGAACACAUCUGUGAGGUGCUGAGUACUCUCUACUGCAGUGGUUUGCAACCUGUGGUCGGGUCUGCAGACUGUGUCUAAGGGGUCCACAAAAGACUUAGACUGAAAACUGAGCAGAAUUCAACUAUAUAUACAGAAAGUAGAUUUCCAAAAGGGUCUGCACCUCCAUUCGAAAUUGUUUAGGGUUCUGUAAAUGAAAAAAGGUUGAGAACCACUGCUCUACUCUCUUCAAAGUCAGUUGGAGUUUUGAGUGCUCAGAACCUCCCAGGACAGAGCCCAUACUGAGAUGUGACUCUCCACUGACCCACAUUGUAGGCAUAUAAAAAGCCAGGCAGAGUAAAGCGUAUUUGGUGGUUUUUAGAAACUUAGCAUUGCAGUGAAUGGGAGGAGAAUAAUAUUGUUACAUGACUUCCUUGAUCUGCGUUUGAUACGCUGCGGGGUUCACAUCUUUCUGGCUUUGUUGAGACGAGGAUCUAAAGGUGUGGUGUUAGCAUGUGGUAGCUAACAAGUGCUAGCUACUAAAUGUCUAGUGUAGACAAGGCAGUGUAUAUGUUAACAUGCAUAGUUUAGCAUGUGUUAACAGAAAACGCUGCCUUGUCUAUGCAGGACUUUUAGGACAUGCUAGCUAAUGUGUUCUAACAAUGCACUUUUAGAUCCUAGUCAUGACACAGUCUUUCUGAACGAUGUAACCUUGUAACCAUUUCCAAAUGUCCCGGGAGCACCAAAUACCAUUGUAAUGGAGGAGGAAGGGUGUUUUUUUUUCCUUUUUAAAAAUUCAGGUCUAACAAGCGGAAAGGCCACAAAGACAGGCUUGAAAGCCAAAAUGCAUUUCUUCUAUAAAAAUGUACAAUAUUCAGUGACAUUUGUAUCGCUUCUAUACGAAAUGGUUUAAAAACCAAAAAAGAUUUCUGUGAUGUUUGUGAGUGUUGCUAUUUUAGAACUUAUUUCUAUAAGUAUUUUUUUCUUAAAGAUGUUUAAUAGUAAUUCAUAUAAUAAAGUCACGUCGUACACUUAA
Molecule: messenger RNA, 6488 nt
Organism: Caretta caretta (loggerhead turtle)
Lineage: Eukaryota; Metazoa; Chordata; Testudines; Cheloniidae
Gene: CUEDC1
Product: CUE domain containing 1
Molecular function (GO): ubiquitin binding
Source: RefSeq, a predicted model, not a curated record